GGCAGUUUAGUGGAAGUGCCUACGCACACUUAAUGCUUCGAUUAGUAAACAUCUUUCACGGUCGUGUAAAACUCCAUAAAUCACUCUCGAGUGUCACAGUUAAAUUAUCAGUAUGUCCAAGAGGGUGAGAAUUAUGUUGCCCGAGGAAAUGCUUGCGCCUCCAUCGGGCAGUAGCAGGAACCCCAUGCCCAACCUCACUGUCAAGAACUCAAUCAAGAAGUGCUUCGGCGAUUGGACCGAACGGGAACCCCCCGUAUUUGUAGUUGUAAGUCCGGAGGGUAGUCGGAGCUCGAUGACCUCCGGACAGCAGGAGAGUACGAGAACCUAUAGUCGCAGUUCCGAGGAGAGAGAUCUCGAAGAAACUGCAGGAACCCCAGAAAGCAGUGCCUUGAUUCAAAGUAGAUCGACCAACUCUCAGCAGUCACCGAAUUUCCAAUCGACCGCCACCUCGAUGAAGGACUUCCUCAGGAGCACAGCCGCUCUUGUCAAGGCGGGCGAAUCUUUCACAACUGCGAAGCGGCUUUUCCAUAAGUUUAUAAAGAGCAACGGCUCUAGCUCGAGCCCCAAGCCUUCGCCGGUUCCCACCGAUUCUUCCUCUCAGGUCGUAAGUGGGGAAAAUCCCUACCUCAGCCAGCCUAACGACACGCUUCUGACCGACUUGCCGCUCCAGUUUUCCGUCCCCAGUUCCUCGCAAAUGACACCGACCAUUCACCAUUCGAACUACUCCCUCAAAAAAACCAGUUACGAUCUCACAAGCCUCCUUUCCGACAUCACCCCGCUGACGGGCUACUCGCCCAGGACCACCUUGGCCAGCACUGAGGCUGGCUACCAAACGGAUGCUUCGGCAGAGCCAGUUUUGCGAAGGGUGCGAUCGCAGCCACCUUUGGAAGGCGGGACGCCCGGUAGUCGUUCGAAGUCAAGGAGUAGCAGUCCUCUCAAAUUUAAGAUAAUGCCUGCUCAGAAAAAGUUAGCGAGCUCCCCAAAGCGCUCCCUUUCGAAAAACCGCUCAAGUAGUAGACUUCUCCGCAGUACAGAGUGGGCUUCCCCCGCUAGUUCACCCAAAAGGUCGCCAAAGUUGUCACCCCGAAGCGAGCAGGCUGGGUUAGCAGUGCAAACCACCUUUGCCUUGGUAAGCUCCUCCGGGCCCAACUCCGAGAAAUCGCGACUAUCGAGCCAGUUGAGGCGGAGAAGCAGCCGAGGCCCAUCACCGAACGUGAGGCGCAGGAGCUCCGACAGCUCUGGCUUGAGGCUGGACCUAGCCGUCUUGACCAAGUCCGGGGCUAAAAGGGGCUCCCGCCGCAGCUCGCCCAAAAGCCUCGGCAGGCGCUCCCAAUCCACCGCAUCGGAGCGAGAGAGGAGCGGGACAGCCGACUCCAUGGGGGAGGGCGCCUUCGCUCUGGUCAGUCCCGACGAAGCGGAGACCAGCAAGCCCGGAGAGGGAUCCGGCGCGGACGUCGAGGAGGCCUCAACCAGCUGCCGGACGUACCAGGCGCAGUGCAGCUGCCACCACUGCCAGGACAUGCGGCGCGCGGUCAGAAAAGCCGACUUCUACCAGUCGCCCGAGGGACAAAGGCGACUUGAGGCCAAGCUGCUGUCUAAGAAUUUCUUUAUGGACCUCUGCGCCCUGGCUGCGGUGCGUCGCCAGGUUGUGGCCGAGCUGCACGGGGUGCGUCGGCAUCCUUCCUCGCGGGUCAGUUUCCCAGUGAGCAUCUGCGGGGCGGCGCGCCUGGAUGUGGGCUCGCUGUUGCUGCAAUGGUUUACCCACGAUCUGGACCGCGUGGACCACUUUGACAUAUUUGUGGACGACGUGCCCAACCGGAGUGUAUACAACCGGCUGGCGACCCGUACCGUGCUAGUCGACGUGGACGCCGCCAAGACGCACAGGUUGCGCAUGCGGGCGGUGCCGGUGCGGGGGAGCGCUGGCCAGGACUCCGCAGUGGAAAUGUUCAUGUCCGCGGUGGCUGCAGGCCACAUGCGGCACGUGAGGCAGGGCCAGCUCUUCACCAGAUGUUUCGAGCACUUAAACGCUCUCCCGCAGCAGCGAACGCUCGUGGACUUCUGGAAAGACAGCGAGUUUCUGUACCUGCCCACGGUUGCCUCCCCCCCUCCACGGGCCGCUGACUGGCCAAAACAAACGGAUUUAUGAGCGGGGAUCUAGCUUGGAGUGGGUAUGCGGGGGAACAGCUGCGUGAGUAAUAAUUGAUUACUCUAUUUUCGUCGUGGUGCUGAAUAAUCGGCGGACGUGCCUCCUCGUGCGGAACAAAUGGCCUAGGCGCCUCCACCUGUGUUCUGCCCUGAGGGGGCAGCGGGGCACACAGACAACUUUAGGCGCCGCCAUCGUUUAAAAACUAAUCGUAAUCCGGGCAGUCGUCAGCAUACAUCCUCCCGCGAUGAUGAAGCUGUGCGUUCUUAUCGGUGGUCCGCAGGGGGCUGACCCGGAUUGUACUGUGUAGGCACUGGUACUAACGCAGGAGCUUCGUGCGGAUCCGGCGGAGAUUUCGGGCUGCAGAGUGGCAUGAUUAAUUAUUUGGCAAAUAUUUGAGAUUUCUAGCUCGGCUGGCAUGGCCAUUUAAAUGGGUGAAAAUCAACAAGCAUACUCGCAUUUUAAUAAAAAUGAAGUGGGGCGAGGAAGCCAA
Molecule: messenger RNA, 2636 nt
Organism: Drosophila biarmipes
Lineage: Eukaryota; Metazoa; Arthropoda; Insecta; Diptera; Drosophilidae
Exons: 1
Coding region: 113-2146 (677 amino acids)
Source: RefSeq, a predicted model, not a curated record